Messenger RNA from Struthio camelus australis, 2514 nucleotides. Lineage: Eukaryota; Metazoa; Chordata; Aves; Struthioniformes; Struthionidae. The record is from RefSeq and is a predicted model, not a curated record.
AUGGAGAAAGAAGAGAGAAUAUACCAGCAAGCGGGAGGCUCGUUUUAUGCCUUUUUGUCUUCUGCAGGGUUUGUUCUGGGGGGCGCAUUCGGCGUGUUCACAGCAGGCAUCGACACCAAUGUUGGGUUCGAUCCCAAGGAUCCGUAUCGCACCCCGACCGCAAAGGAGGUCCUCAAGGACAUGGGGCAGCGAGGCAUAUCUUAUGCUAAGAACUUCGCCAUUGUGGGCGCCAUGUUCUCCUGCACCGAAUGUCUGGUAGAGUCUUAUCGUGGAAAGUCAGACUGGAAGAAUAGCGUUAUUAGUGGCUGCAUCACAGGAGGAGCAAUCGGCUUCAGAGCUGGUUUGAAGGCAGGGGUUAUCGGAUGUGGUGGAUUUGCCGCGUUCUCCGCAGCAAUUGAUUACUAUCUACGGUAACAGCAGGAUCCCAUGGGGCAAGUUUCCCUUUUGUUCCAGUGCUGCUGGUAAGAGCCUACAUAACAGCAGAGGAACCAUCAGGCAUACCUUUCCACUGCCUCUGGAGUCCUGAUCGGUGCAAACUGGAGAGCACUGGCUGCUUUUCCUGAAUGACUAACAAUAAUCUGGCUCAGAGCCUUGGCGUGCUGCUUCAGGCAGAGUUGCGGGAGUGUGUGAGGAUGGAGCAAGCCAGACACAGUGAGCAGUAUCACCAGUAUGGAUCAGCUGACUGUCAGUUUCCAGGAAUCAAGCCUGGACUCUGAGCUUUCUAGAUCCUUGGAGUCUGAUUUUAAUUAAAUCUGUUGCUAGCACUGAAAGAGGCAGGAGGACAAUCUUUGUGAAGAAACACAGUGGUUUAGGUUACCAUGUAUUUGAACAUGCUGCAAGUGUUUAACAGUUAUCAGUUUGCAGCUUGCUACUCUGUUGGGGAGAGGUAAGGUCCUGUGGAGAAAUAGUUUGUUCCAGGCUUUUCUUAAAAUACCAACCGAAGACAAACCACCAUCUGUACAACUUGUCUUAUUUCAAGUACAGAGAUGAGAGCCAGAUUUCUUUACCAUGUUUUAAAGGGAAAAGCAAAAAGGAAUCCUUAGUGUGGUUACUGGCAGACGAACAAGACAGUUUAAGGGGAAAAAAGGGGUAGCUGCAGAAGUAUAAUUCUCUGUAGCCACUUGGCUAGCCUGAUUUAACCUCGCUGUGGGAGUACAAAUAAUCUUGCUACUGCUUUAACUGCUACAGGCUCACACCAUUAGUUCCAGCAGUUUGAUGGCUAGAUUAGAAAGCAGAGUUGUAAGAAUAAACUGCAGUUGGACUGAUAGCGAGGCAUUCACUUAGCACACAAACUGUUUCCCAUGACGUUCUUGCACCACCCCCGAGUGCCCCAGUAUUACCCUGGGGAGAUCAAAGAGUCAUUUCUGCUGUAUUUCUGCAAAACAUUGAUACUGAAGUCAAAACACCUGUUUUUGAGCUCAGGGAACUCCCUUUUUCAUUUGCGCUUGUGUUAGGUCUAUCUUGCUUUUAUAACCAAACGCUAAAAGCUCCAUUGUUAUGCCUCAGGGGAUAACUUUUAAACUCAAAAUUGUUUAGAGUGGUUUUAACCUUCCUUAAGCCACUCUGCAAGGGAAAAACCCAUUCUUGUGUUCUAGAGGCACUGGGAUUUCAGAUGCAGUGUACUCCCCUAAUGGGGGUUCCCCCCACUACUUCCCAUUCUGCGCAUCCGUGGUUUGGCAUCCCAAAACAGUAAUAGCACUUGCUUACCUGGAAGAGCAACACCAGCAGGUUAGCUUGGCCGAUAAGUUGGUCAUUUUGGAGGCAUAUUGUCUCCCAUGCCCACAUAGACAAAAGCAUGUGAUCUACCAGAUGAGGUUUGCAAAUCGCUUGCUCUCCUUUGCUGUGCCUGUCCAGUAUCCUCAGGCCAGACGCUGUGCGAGUCAGCUGAAUUUGAAGCUUUAGUAAUUCUGGGCUGAUUAAACAGGCUGGCUCCAGACAGUCCAGGUUUUUCCUCCAGAAUGUACAGCAAUGCAAGGAUGUAGCCCAAACCAUAAGAUCUCUCUUAAAAGAUUGCCUGGCACGAUGCCUGUGCUUGUACCACUGGCUUGAAACACAAAAUAGCAAGAUAUCCAUGUCAGGGGAAGACGCUAUGAUGCCACGGCGAUCAGUUAGCGCAGAGAGCAACACCACAGGGCUCUUUUGUGCAAAUGUUGGGGCUUUGCAUUUUUAUUAACAUUUUUUUUUCUCACAUGGUUUACAGCCAUUUAAAGUUUAUAAUCUACAGAAAUUGAAACAGAACACAAACAAAAAUAUAUCCUUAACAACUUUUAAAAGUCAAAUAUUAAUUAACAGUUCUAUUCUACCCAUAGCUGCAAAAGUCCAUCCCCCCCCUCCUUUCCCUUCGGUAGGGACAAACAAGAGCCAGUCACUGGGACGGCCGCAGCCUGUUGUGGCAGGGCCGUGUGGACCAGGCCUCCAGCCACUGACAAGCAGGCGGGGGAAUUGGCUGUAGAGAGUCUCCAUCUGGAAUGACACUAUCAUGGACAGAGACUUGGAUACAUGUAACAAAUCAGA